UCUAAAGAUUAAAGGAAUAGGCAGGCUCCUCUUCUGAGCUUGUAUAUUGUAAUACAGGGGACCCGAAAGGAGGGUCACCCAGAGGAAAAUGUCAGAAGCCGAAAUCUCAACAAACCAAAGGGAGAAACAGAGACGGCGAUGCCGGCGUCGCAAGCAAGAGAAAAGAAGUGAAGAAGAGCAAGAGCAAGAGCUAGAGAAAGGAGAAACAUCGUCAUCCUUAUGGAGCGAUCCUCAGGAAUACUGGCGUCCCAUCCAAUGGGCCAUUCUCUGUUCUAUGCCCUUGCGCGAGCUCCAAUCCGCUCUGGUUUCUUUCUGGUCUCACUCUCUGCAUCUCGGCCUCUUCGAAACUCUCCUCGCCAUCCCCGUAGCUAUCCUUCGUGCCACCACCGGCUCCCUCGUUGACUCCCAUGUCGCCGUUCUCCGCUUCCUCCGUAACCGUCCUCCUGUCAAUCCCAAUGAGAAGGUUGGAUUCUCUAAACUCAUGCAGUGGCUCGUAUCCUUCGGCUUCUUCGUUCUCGUCUAUGAGUGUAUUGGUAUCGUCUCCAUUCCCCUCUUUGCUAUCCCUUCUCUCUUCGCUUACGUUACCGGUUCUGCCACCCCCUCCACUCCUGGCGUCGCUUCGACUCUCUCCGCUAUCUCCUCGGUCCGUCACAGCAGAGAACAAAUUGUCCCUAAACUCUCCCUGUGGACCAAAUUCAGCCGAUACCUAACUUCCCUUAUGCUUAAUCGGUUGAGGAUCGCUGUUGGCAUUGGACUGGUUACGUUUAUGAUUGUCGGAUCCGUGACUGGAUUCGUUUUAUUAUCUUAUAAGAUGGUGAUCGAGGGGAAAGAGGCAGUUAUUUCAUUGAAAACGCAUUUGGAGGAGAACAAUUACGCCGAGAGGACCGGACUUAAGCACUGGGUAGAUGAGAAUCGAGUGCCGGAGUUGAUCGAUAGUUACACGUCCAAGUUCUACGAGGCAGUGUUGCAGCGAAAUGUUGGAAGGGGUGAGGAAUCAUUUGAUCAAACCACUGCGCACUACGUUUACUUCCACGGCUCUCGAACAAGUGCGGCAAUGGUCUUUAUCAGAUAAGCUGUAUUACAUUCAUGUGCGGUUGAGGACCAGAGAAUGGAACUUGAUUUAUGGAGAUAUAAAUGGUAUGUUCAGGGAAAUGAAGUCUGUGAUUGCAAGGGAGCACUUAUCGGAGAAGAUUAAAAGUUUUGCUCUUCAGAGUUUGUAUAUCCCAAAGCGAGUACUGGCGAGUAGUACCACGGUCUUGGCGGGGGGUGCCAAUCUGUUGUUCACCGUGGCAGUUUCUAUUGUUUCGGGAGCUGCAGGUUUAUUGAAUUUUAUCUCCCAGCUGAUGGUUUUCUUCUGGCUUUUAUAUUAUCUCAUCACUUCGGAGUCAGGAGGUGUGAUGGAUCAUGUUUUAGGGAUGCUCCCUGUUUCAAAAUCCACUCGAGUUCCAUGUGCUCAAGUUCUUGAUCGUGCUGUUAGCAGCGUGCGUACUAUUGGCCACUGCUAAAGUUACAUUGUUCCAAGGGUGUCUCACCUAUCUGUUGUUUCGAUUCUAUCGCAUUCAUUUCCUCUACGUGUCCACAUUUCUCGCACUGAUGAGUGCUAUCUUGCCCAUAACUCCAGUUUGGUUUUCGUCAAUCCUGGCUGCAGCACAGUUAGCUAUAGAAGCAA
Messenger RNA from Nelumbo nucifera (sacred lotus), 1669 nucleotides. RefSeq lists its product as uncharacterized. The record is from RefSeq and is a predicted model, not a curated record. Lineage: Eukaryota; Viridiplantae; Streptophyta; Magnoliopsida; Proteales; Nelumbonaceae.